This is a messenger RNA of Phycomyces blakesleeanus NRRL 1555(-), 1020 nucleotides long. RefSeq lists its product as hypothetical. The transcript is spliced from 3 exons. The coding region runs from base 1 to 1020 and encodes 339 amino acids. NCBI's taxonomy places the organism in Eukaryota, Fungi, Mucoromycota, Mucoromycetes, Mucorales, Phycomycetaceae. Gene Ontology annotation, cellular component: membrane. Gene Ontology annotation, molecular function: signaling receptor activity. The record is from RefSeq and is a predicted model, not a curated record.
AUGCUCAAACUCGAGGAAUUCGAUGGUCAGAUCGCAGACUGUUUCUUGCGGGCCUCCCAGGUGCGUGACCGAGUCAAUGAGAAACUUCACAAGAUGGCUGACCUGGCAAGCGACCACAUGGAUCAAAUCAAAGGUGCGGUCGCUAAUGGUGCCAAACGGCUCUUGCACUAUGAAGAGCUACCUAUUCAAUGGCGCAACAACGAGCAUAUCUUGACUGGUUAUCGUUUCCUUAAUUCAACUGCAGAAUGCUGGCACUCACUUUUGUACGUCCACAACGAAACCGGAAAUAUCUACACCCAUCUAUUUGGCCUCGUCUUCUUGGCCAUGGUCGGAACAUACCACUUGCUCUACUCACCCGUCCUUUCCGACAUUCCUCUCUCGGACAAAGUGUUCUUUGGUGUCUUCUUUGUCGCAGCCUGCAAGUGCCUGCUCUGUUCCACAGUCUGGCACACUCUGUCCGGAAUCAGCGAUCUACAGACAUACCGCAAAGUAGCCUGUCUUGAUUAUGUUGGCAUAUCGGUCUUGAUUUGUGCCAGCAUAAUCUUGUGCGAGUAUUACGGAUUCUACAACCACGACAUCUGGAGAAACACUUAUAUUACUGCUACUGGAUCCAUGGCAAUUCUUGGUGUAGCCAUGCCUUUUAUGAGUUGGUUCGAUCACAGUGAGCGUCGUUGGUUACGGACUAUGUUUUUUGUUGUCAUGGCUAGUUCUGCGGUUGUACCAAUCAUCCACCUUUGCAUUGCCAACGGUCUACAGGAAACCGCUAACUUCCUUUCACCUUUCUCAAAGUCGAUUUCGUCUUACAUCAUUGGAGUUAUUGUGUACAGUAAUCAGCUGCCCGAACGAAUCUGGCCUGGUAAAUUCGAUCACUUUGGCCACUCACAUCAACUGUGGCACUUGUUUGUCAUGGGAGGAAUCUGGUUCAACUAUACUGCCAUCUUUCACAUGGUCAAUCUCAGAGAAACAUAUGGUCAAAACAACAUCCUUAAUACUACUACUACUACUACUACUACUAUUUAA